Durusdinium trenchii is the source of this 348-nucleotide messenger RNA. The record is from the annotation of a GenBank genome assembly. Lineage: Eukaryota; Dinophyceae; Suessiales; Symbiodiniaceae.
AUGCCGCCGCCCCGGCGCCACUUCCGGCGCCCCUCCGCGCCGAAGCCGCCCCCGGACGAGUUCUGCCCGCAGGUGCCGUUGCCAUGGAAGCGGGAGCUGCGAAAGGUGCAAGGCCGCCUGCCGCGCUUGAACAAGAUGCGGAUCACCCUCGCGGACGAGCGAUGGAGCAGCCCCAAUCGUCAGUGGCUCACGAAGAAAGGCCGCCGGCGAUUGGAGCCGAUCGUGAGUGAUGACACAGGGCUGGGUGAAGCUCAAGAGAUCUUGGCGAAGGACUUGAUGAGGGAACUCAUGGCGCCUCGGUCGGUUGGUCGGCUCGCGGGCGCAGACCUAUCGAGGCACACCAGAUGA